CCCGGAGUCUUAGGCUCGCACGCUGAGCUCGUGCUCCGCGCAGGAGCCGUGAACGCGCACGCAAAACCAGUCCCUGCAGCAGAGCUGGGCAGGCAGCGCGUGUGUGCGCCGUGGAGGAGCCUUGAGGAGCGCACACGGAACCAGCGAAGAUGGACGGAGUGGGAUCGUUCGGAGCGGGCCGCAGCGGGUCCACUAUCGACCCGAUUACCUUCGCCAAACAACCGCAGACCAUCCUGAGAGUCCUGUCGUGGGUCUUCUCCCUGGUGGUGUUCGCCUCCAUCGUCAACGAGGGCUACGUGAACAUCGGCAGCGAGCGUCUCUACUGCGUCUUCAACAAAAACGCGGACGCGUGCAACUACGGUGUGUUUGUGGGCCUGGUGGGCCUGCUGGCCUGCUCCUUCUUCCUGCUGCUUGACUACAAAUUCUCUUCCAUCAGCUCCGUCAAAGACCGCAAGAAGGCCGUCAUGCUCGAGAUCGGCUUCUCAGGUUUCUGGGCCUUCUUGUACUUUGUAAGUUUCUGCUUCCUGGCCAACCAGUGGUCUCGAACCACGGUCGACGAGCUGCCGCUCAACCAGGGGGCGGACGCGGCUCGGGCUGCCAUCGCCUUCUCCUUCUUCUCGAUAAUUACCUGGGCCGGUCUCACAGUGCGUGCGGUUCAGAAGUACCUCCUGGGCACCGACAUGAGCCUGUUCACCUCAGAGCACAUGGACGGCGGCGGUGGCGGUGGCGGUGGCGGCAUCGGCGGCGGCGGCGCCCCCACCCAACCCUUACCCUCCAACUCACCAGGAGGGGGCACCACCGAGUUAACAGAAACCUACCAGAACCCGCCGUUUACAGAGAACAACACGGCGCCGACGUACCAGGUUCCCAUUUAUUAGACCAGACGAAUAAAACUGCUCUGGGGUCAGUUUGCAAAAAUCUGCUAUCUUUUGUUUCCUCCUCUUGUUGUUGUUUACGUGAACAUUCCAGCUUUGUCUGCACUUUUCUAGACGUACUUUCACGCAGAUGACAUUCCUCGGGUUAGGAUCAAACUAAACAAAAACAAACAAGAGGAAGAAUCACAGAAGAUGAGAGCGUUUUGCAGUAUUCCUAUAAGUACUAACUAAGUAUGACAAACGCACCACCGCGUUCAAGUCCCGAUUUGCUUUUCCUCCCCUUUGCUGCAGUCAAACAGCGAUCUCAUGUAUUGAAUCCGCAUGUUGUCCAAGUGUAGACUUAGCGACUCAAGUGCCAUACUGUACUGACAGUGACUUCAUUUAAAAAAAAAAAAAUACUUCAUUACCACAAUGUUCUUGUGACCAAGUGCAAUAUCUUCCAUUCUCAUGCAGGUUGAUGUGUACUACUGUACUGUACUGUGGUGUAUGUAGACUUCCUGUGGAUGUAGAAAGUGAAAGCAACUAUUGGAAAUAGCAGGUUGGAAAAAAAGUAAAAAAAAUAUAUAUAGUACAUAUAUAUUUGUAUAUUUUCUUCCAAACUUUCUUCCACUUGUACAGGUUAGAUAUCAAUAUUCUUUGGGAAAAAGUAAAAAAAAAUGCAUAUUAUAUUUUCCCCGAGGUUAUAUAUGCCACAUUAUUAUUAUUAUCAUGUAAUAAUAAUAAUAAUGACAAUAAUGUGUGUUAUUAUUAAUAAUAAUUGUUAGCUCUUUUUAGUAUUAUUGCUUAUUUAAUUUUUAAUUUAUUUUUUUUAAUUUUUUGAUAUUUACUAUUAUUAAUAAUAAUACUAAUGAUGAUCUAUCAACACGUGUUUAAGGGAAAUAUAUGAAAUAUUUAUUUUACAUUGUAUUUUUCCUUUAACAUUUGUCGCUUGUCUAAGUUAUGGGCCACAUUAUUAUUUAAAAAUGAUGAAAAUAUUCAUUAUUGCCACUAGUCAUCAAUUACUAGUUAUUUUUAGUAUUAAUAACUAUUAUGAUGGUUAUUUGAUUUUUUUUGCGAACAAUAAUAAUACUGAUGAUUGUACUAUCAACACGUGUUUAAGGGAAAUAUAUGAAAUAUUUAUUUUACAUUUUCAUCAUUGUAUUUUUCCCAUAACAUUUGUCGCUUCUCUAAGUUAUAGGCCACAUUAUUAUUUAAAAAUGAUAAAAAUAUUCUUUAUUGCUACGAGUCAUCAAUUACUAGUUAUUGUUAGUAUUUAUAAUUAUUAUGAUGGUUAUUUGAUUUUUUUGGGAAUAAUAAUAAUACUGAUGAACACGUGUUUAAGGGAAAUAUAUGAAAUAUUUAUUUAAAAUGUUUCUCCCCAACAAAUGUAGUACAAAAAAUGUUAUUUGAAUUAUAUUUUUCCCCUAAAAUUUGGUGAAUGUACAGGUUAUAUGCCACAUUAUUAUUAUUAAUAAUAAAAAGGUAGUUAUUAGUAUUCAUUAUUAUUACUUUUAUUAAUGCUGUCAUUUAUCUGUUUAUUUUUAUAAUUUUAUUUUUUUAUUAUUUAUUAGUGGUAGUAAUAAAAGUGAUAUAUAAAUAUAUAAUAUAAAUUAUUUAUAUUUUCUCCCCCAACUGAAUUUUCCAGGUUAUAUUUUGCGAUAUUAUUAGUAACGAGUUCAAAAUUGUGGUGCUUUCACUUCCUAUAUCCACCCCAUAGUAGCCCCCCCCCCCUUUCUUCCCCCCACCCGCCUCAAAUGACACACACUUAUUCAGCUUUGAAUUGUACUACUAACAAAUCUCAGGCAUAUUUUGACUUGUCAAUCCCAUUCCAAUUCCAAUCCAAGCUUUAACGUAACGUAAGAACUAUUUGUGAUUCUGGUUGGUGGAUGUAGCCGUCAAUCAAACGCUAAAUUGAACCCAAAUGUCGUGUCUGGGGUUACAUUUCUGUACCAGGGAAUGUACGUUGUGUGUGUGAUCUGAGACGGCGUCGGAUGUGUUUAGUUGACUUUUUGGAAGCUGCCAAACUGCCCUGUGUUCUUAAAUAUUUUUUCUUCUGUCUUUGAACGCAUCACUGCUGUUGGCUUGAUGAUGUGGAGUGUGAGAUGAGGUGAGGUGAGGUGAGGUGAGGUGAGGUGAAAAUGCCGAACUGAUACUGUUUCGGUGGCUCAAUGUAAGAUGCUCUGCUGUUGCCAUGGCGACAAGGCCGGCGCGUAGGUGUAUGGAGAUAAUCGCCAUGACAGCCGUGUUGAUGUGUAGCCUGUGUGUGUGAUGUUUUUGCACAAGUCAGUGCAACAAGUAAAUGUGUGUAUGUGUGUGUUUGAAUGUGUUUAAUAAUAUUUUCUUGGUGCAUUAAACUUAUUUUAAUAAGUUUUUUUUUUUAUCAUUGAUAUUUGAUCAUUUUCACUUUAAAGAAUCAAGUAUAGAACCAAAUAUAUACGUUUAAUUUCCCUGAGUCGAUUUGCCUGUAAUUCCUCACGUUGAACCCGUCGCAACAGCGCCCUCUGUCGUAUAAAGCUGGUACACACGCAGUGUGACGAUGAUAAAAAUGCAUGUUAUUGUAAGACAGUCGUGAUUAAAAAGCCAUUAAUGCAGCAAACUUAGUAGUUUUACUAAUAAUGACAUUAAAUAACGCUGAUAAAAACACCUGCUCCAUACCACAAAAAUAAAAAUAGGCCUUCCGGUGAAAACACUCUUAUUAUUUCCUGUUAUUGAUACAUACAUGGUUGCUGUUCAUGUCAAAGCAAAUAUAACUGCCAACUCAAUACCGAUGCAUGUUUUUUUUAAUUGAUUUCCAUCCGUUUAGUUGACGUACUCGUCAUUCUAGAACAGGGGUCGGCAACCUUUACUAUGAAAAGAGCCAUUUCACCCACUUGCCCACUAAAGAAAAAUAGCCUGGAGCCGCAAAACGUUGUAUGUUUAAAACAACAUUGGAGGGGAAAAAAAAGACGAGUUGGAGUACUCUUGCUAGUACUGGAGAUAAACUUUUGUUUUUAAAUGAGCUCUAAUUUAUUUUUUAGAAUCGUCAAAUAACUCAUUAAUAAUAAUUAAUAACUCAAAUAACUCAAAGUAUUACUCAUUUCCCUUCAUGUUAACCUGUCAGAGAGAACUGGAUAGCAUCCUGUCUGCUCAUUCAGUCACCAGUCAGAACUCAGUCAGGAUGCAUUCAUGGUCUCACACAAAGUUGGAUUUUUGUAAACUCAUAACAAAGACGUGCAUUUUCACCACACGGGUGCUAAAAAAUAUUCAAGCAUUGCAAAGGGAGCCGCAACAAAGAGGCUGGAGAGCCACAUGCGGCUCUGGAGCCGCGGGUUGCUGACCCCUGUUCUAGAAGGAGGAACUCAAUUGAAGAGCUAAUGGAGGAAAGUGUGCCUGAGUGUGAUUGAUUCCGGGGUCAGGUUGUGUUGUUGUUGUUGUUCUCGGUGCUUCGCUCUCUUUCUCUCUCUCUCUCUUCAGUCAGUCAUUGUGAUAGAUUUAAAAUAAAAAUAAAAAACAUUCUGUGUGUUUUGUGCACUGCGCUAGUGUUGGUUGAUUGUACAAAUCAGUAUGUUCAUUCAAGUAAAUGGAUCAUGUGUGUGAUGAUGUCCGGAGGGGUCUGGAUUGUCCUGUACUGCUUUAAAAAAAUAUAUAACAAUUAACAGAAUGCACUCUUUAUACAGUAAUAUCACUCAUAAAGGGGGUCGCUCAAAUAAAAGUCUUCUGUGACUGUAGUUUUGUUGGACUGAGAUAAUAAAAGUGAUGAUAUGUAGUCAUUGUGAGGGUUCCAGUAUAAUUCUUUGCAUGGAUGUUACCAUUUUUUUCCCCUCCCAGACAAAUUAAUGAUAAAAACAAAAAGCCCAUAAUAAACUAACAAGCAAGUGGAUUUGAUUUUUAGCGUGCUGCCUUUUUCUGAAAAUGAAAAUUAUCAUUUGUCCUUGUUUUUAAGGUGUUUUAGACUUCUUCUGUGUAAAAGAAAUAAAACGAAAAAAAACGAUGUGUAUAGACAAGUGUGUCACUGUCUAUUUCCUGAAUGUCUCUGGACUGCAGUCUGAACAUCGCUCCCAAUAAAUAAAAAAACAUG
This is a messenger RNA of Doryrhamphus excisus (bluestripe pipefish), 4911 nucleotides long. RefSeq names its product synaptogyrin 3a (gene syngr3a). Gene Ontology annotation, cellular component: neuromuscular junction; synaptic vesicle membrane. The record is from RefSeq and is a predicted model, not a curated record. NCBI's taxonomy places the organism in Eukaryota, Metazoa, Chordata, Actinopteri, Syngnathiformes, Syngnathidae.